CCUUAAUUUGCAUCUUCAAGAUGCAAUCAUAUACACGACACGUUCUAGUUGACGGUGUCCCAAGGGACGCCGUUCAAUUUGAAUUUGCAAAGCAAGCUUUCUUUGUAGUUUUAAUUACUGCUUCCUAUGACGAAUGGCUUGAGUUCUCUAGUCAGACAAUCGACAGCAUCUGGCUAUAUGCACUACCAUCUGCCGAUGUGCAGAACUCGCAGCCAAAUGCAUGGAAGAUCGCAAUCGAGUUAAAGAGCACUAAGAUGGUUACAUUAGAGUUAUAUGACACCAAUGAGGCCUGCGGUACUGUCUUUUUGGUCCGUACAUAUACCGACGACCCGAAUGCUGCCUCACUAAGUGGCUGGAAGAACCUUACCAGCAACAGCGUCAGCCAUGCUGGCCGUCGCAUCAACGCAGGCGUAACGCUUAAGGACAUUAUCCUGAAGGUCCAAGCAGUGGGCCUGUUAACCUACCAGCUGAAGGACGGCCGUGGCCGUCGCUUCUGGGCUUCCAUGGUGCUUUCCACCAUUGGACAGUUCAUCUACGAACCUGUAUCCUAUAUGCUAAUGCACCGCGAGGCAGAUGAAUUGAUGAGACGCUGCUGGGUGCAGCCAAACAAGGCCGUGAGCGGAUACGGCUUCAAGGACGAGCCCGACAACCGGCUCAACAUUGCAGAGGGCCAGUGGCGCCGCCCUUCCACCCAACGAGAAGGAUCAUAA
This is a messenger RNA of Annulohypoxylon truncatum, 710 nucleotides long. RefSeq lists its product as uncharacterized. The transcript has 2 exons. The record is from RefSeq and is a predicted model, not a curated record. NCBI's taxonomy places the organism in Eukaryota, Fungi, Ascomycota, Sordariomycetes, Xylariales, Hypoxylaceae. Bases 21 to 710 code for a protein of 229 amino acids.